AUUUUUUAGAUCUAAUAUUACAAAUAUUUCUGUUGCUGCUGUUAAAAAAUGAAUUCAAGAGAAAAACUCAGUUUUAAUUACUACAGGAAAGAUAUCGAAACCUUAUUUAUGAAAGAAUGUGAACUAUUAGAGAUGUGUGCAAGUCAAUAUGACUUGAAUAGUUGGGCAUCAGGAGAAACUUUCAUAGUAGAAUUAGCAAAUCCAAAGAAAAAAACAAAAGCGGUCCAGGAGCUGUUGAAUUACCUCAGUGAAAUUUCAAUAGAUGAAACACUUAAAAUAUUAGAAACUAUUAAUGAUAAUGGUAAUAAACAAGCUGAACAACUUAAAGAAAAGUUAAAAGAUCAGACAUAUGUUUGGCAUAAACUGGUAGCUGCCACAAAGGAACAGAGGAGGGAUGACUGUGGUUUGAUUUUCCUUCUUCCAUUCAUUGGGACAAAACAAGCGAGGAUUGAAUAUAUCAAUACUCCAAUCAAAAUGUUACAAAUUACAUCCGAGAAUAUUAUUGAAAGAAAACUUGUAGAUACAGAAGUGACUUAUGAGAAUUUUUUCAAGAUAUUCUAUGAGAAAUCUUACAAUAAAAUCUUGAUUGAAGGAAAACCUGGAGGAGGAAAAAGUGUUCACAUGAAAAAUCUUCUCUUUAAAUGGUCCAAGAUUGAAGAUAAGGACAAACUGUUUAUAUUUCUCAUUUUGAAGAAUGUUCAAAUGGAAAAAAGUCUUUAUGAGGAGAUUGUGGAACAAAACUUUAAAAACAUUCCAUUCAUUAAUGCCAACAUUGUUGAAUUAUUCUUCACUGAGAAGAGAAACGAUGUAAUAUUGCUUUUAGACGGAGCAGAUGAAUUUCAUUUAAAAAAUCACAAAAUCAAUUCUAUAUUAAAUGCACGAAAAACAAAUAUUCCAACUGCAAUAUGGUCUCGCAAUUGGAAGGCACAAAUGUUUGAAAGUACCUGUGAUAUUGCAUUUGAGCUUAUGGGAUGGGAUACUAUUCAAAUGGAAAACUUCUUUAGUAAGUGUUUUAUCUCCAAGGAAAAAAGUGCAAAUUUUAUUGAAAAGGUUAUAAAUAAUAAUUCCAACAUUAAAAGGUUGUGUAAAAUUCCAAUUUUAGCAAUGAUUCUCUUCCAUCUUUGGAAUGAAAAAAAAGAUAUUUCUAAAAAAUCUUUAUAUGAAAUUUAUGAAGAUCUUGUUAAGAUUAUCCUCGAAAAGAAUAGAAAGAUCUUGAAAGAAUCUGACCAAAACCGUCUUUGUGAAUUGUCUUUCAUGAAUCUUGCUAAAAACAAAAUUAUCUUACCCAAAGAUAGCAAUGAACAAGAAGUUUUUAAAGAAGGUUUACAGUGCUUAAUUCAAGUUAUUCCAACUGAAUCUGAUAAAAUAGAACUACAUUUCUAUCAUUUAUCAUUUCAAGAGUUUUUUUCAGCCCAGUUUCUAAUAAAACAAUUUAGACAAAGCAAUAGAAACACUUUUUUGUCUAGUAUGGAUAAUUUAUUCAAAGAAACAAAUAAUUCCACCAUUUAUAAUGUAAUUGACUUUAUAAAAGAAUACUGUGAAGACAUCUUUAAUGAUAUUAUACUCUACUCCGAACUUGUAAGAAAAAUGUACAAUUGUAGUGACAAUAUCAAAAAGAUUUUAUGUCAAGAUUGGGAUGACAGUGAUACCAUGAAUUUAGAAAAUGAUGAUAUUCAUGAUUAUAUUCUGGAAACUUUAAUAAAAAAGAUUGGAAAGUUCAUAAAAAUUGUAAAGAUUGUCAAUACAAAUAUCAACACUAAACUUUUAUUUGAAAUGCUUUUUUCAAAUGCUGAUGGUUUAAAGAAACUGAUAAUACAUCAUACAGUUUUUUCGGAUUAUAGUUCAAAUAAUAUAUUCUUAUCGAAAUAUUUGUGGAAUUUAGAGCAAUUGGAAAUUAGGGAUUGUUAUUUGAAUGAACAGACUCUGGAAUAUGUUGAAAAAGUCAUAGGAUAUUGUCCUUCACUAAAAAUUUUCAUUCUAUCAGACAACAAAAUGUUGGGAGAUGGGUUUAAUGCAGUUUGUGAAAGACUAGCAUCACAAAAAAUUACUCAUAUUGAUGUUUCCAACUGCCAUUUGAAUAACCAAGAAAUUAUAACUCUUGGAAAAACAAUUGCACAGUGUUCAGGAUUAGAAAAUAUAGAUUUAUCAUAUAAUAAACAAAUAGGAGAAAUAUUUGAAGUAAUAUCUGAUGGAUUGAAAACUCCCUUGAAACAUCUAAAACAAAUCAAAUUGGUUGAAUGUGGUCUAACUGAGAAGCAAGCUGUAAGUCUUCACAAAAUUAUUCAAGGUUGCUCCUGUCUGGAAAUUAUAGAUUUAUCAGGAAAUCAAAAUGCAGAGUUGGGAAGAAAUUUUGGAAGAGACUCUUUUAAAAGUUUAAUAAAAGUAUACCUUAAAUAUUGUUGUGUAAGAGAAAAAGAAGCAAUUCUUCUAGAAUCUUGCUCAUUUCUACAAUGUUUAGAUUUAUCUGAAAAUAAAUUAAUGGGAAAUGGAUUUAAAAAUAUUUGUAAUGGAAUAUCUUCAUCAUGUGGGUUUAUAAAAGAAAUAAACCUAAAAAGUUGUAAUCUAACUGAAAAACAAGGAGAAUGGCUUGGAGAUGCCUUGAAAAAUUGUAGUUUGUUAGAAAGUGUUAGUUUAUCAUAUAAUAGAUUAGGUGAAAAAGCUUUGGAAACAAUAUGUGAUGGAUUAAUGUCAUCUUCUUCCAAACUAAGUGAAAUCAACCUAACAAGCUGUUUCUUGAGUAAAAAAAGUGCAAAUUCCCUUUCAAAAAUAAUACAAGGAUGCACUGCAUUAGAAAGCAUUGAUUUAUCUGAAAAUGAAGAAUUAGGCAGAGAAUUUGUAAAAAUUUUUCAAAACUGCUCUGAAAAAUUAAAAACUCUUAAACUCUCUAAUUGUAAAGUAAAUCAAGUUGAUGCUCACAGUCUACAAAAGUUGACACAAAUUUGUUCUUCAUUAGAAAUUGUUGAUUUAUCACAUAAUAAGGAAAUGGGAAAUGGAUUUCAAUCAAUUUGUUGGCAAUGGUCAAAGGGUAACUCAUUAAAAGAAAUAAAUUUGUCUUAUUGUAAUCUUUCCAAAACAGAAGGAGAAGUUCUUGGAAAAGCACUUGAGAAAUGUCACAGUCUAACAACUCUAGAUUUGUCAGGAAAUAAAAAAAUUGGAAAGGCAUUUUAUGAAAUCUUCAAACAACUGCAAUUUUGUAAGAAACUGAAAGACAUUAAUAUAUCAGCCUGUCAAAUUGCUAUAGACACUGCUUUUUAUUUUAGAACAGCAAUUGAGGGUCAUACUUCAAUAGAAACUAUAAAUGUGUCAUCAAACCAUAAUAUUGACAUGAUUUUCCAAACACUAAUGUCAUCUUCUUCAGCAUUAAAGAAAAUCAAUAUAGCAAACUGCAACUUAAACAACCUGGAAGCAGUUCUUUUCAAUACUUUACUAAAACAUUGCAGAGCAAUCAGAGAGAUAAAUUUAAAUGAUUUGUACAGAAUUUACAAAGAUCUAUGA
Molecule: messenger RNA, 3495 nt
Organism: Dimorphilus gyrociliatus
Lineage: Eukaryota; Metazoa; Annelida; Polychaeta; Dinophilidae
Source: the annotation of a GenBank genome assembly